Gossypium raimondii (Peruvian cotton) is the source of this 1341-nucleotide messenger RNA. RefSeq lists its product as uncharacterized. The coding region runs from base 1 to 1341 and encodes 446 amino acids. The transcript is spliced from 3 exons. The record is from RefSeq and is a predicted model, not a curated record. Lineage: Eukaryota; Viridiplantae; Streptophyta; Magnoliopsida; Malvales; Malvaceae.
AUGCUGGUUUCACCUGCUACAGAGACUGGGUCUCAUGAUCAUAUGCCCAGGGACGAUGCCUUGUCCCAGGCUAUGUUGAGGAUAUUAAAGACGAUUGCUGGGCCCAAUAUUGGACCUGGGGGCCGAGGCUACAUUGAUGCUAAAAGACGUGAUUUUCAGAAUCUCACGCAAGAGGAUUGUUCAGUGGCCGAGUAUGAGGCCGGGUUUCUAAGAUUGAGUAGCUAUGAGCGAGGCAUGGUGGCGAUUCAAUGUGAGUGUUGUGUCCGCUUCGAGGAUGGACUCAGGGACAGUUUGAGAGUUCUGAUAGCUCCGCAGAGAGAGCGUGACUUUUCAGCACUGGUAGAGAAGGCAAAGAUUGCCGAGGAGGUGAAGCACGUUGAGCGACAAAACCGGGAUAAGAAGAGAGGCAAGAAUAAGAGGGAUUCGGAGCCUUCUAGUUCUGUGAUGAGGCCUAAGAAUAAGGUUAGAUCCGGUGGGCCAAUUAGAGUUGGGGCCCCUAUUACACCUACUAGGAUCACGCUUUGUAGGCAUUGUGGAAGACGCCAUUCGGGCGAAUGUUGGAGGACAACUGAGGCUUGUUUAAAAUGUAGGUCUACUGAACACAGUGUUCGAGAGUGUCUGCUGAGGGCCAAUCAGGUGCAAGUUGAGGGUUCUGGUACUGCACAGCCACCGGGGGCUGAGGCAAGACAGUCGGCCCUAGUUUAUGCUUUUCAUCGCCAAGAGGAUAGAGAUGCUCCAGACGUUAUCAUGGGCACGUUUCUUAUUUUUGAUAUGCCUUACACUGUGUUGAUAGAUAUAGGAUCUACGCAUUCCUUUGUUGCUUGUUCUAUUUCCAAAAACCUAGGGAUUCCAGUUGAGAGUACUUCUAGUGAGGUGGCUAUACUAAACUCGCUGGGGCAAUCUGUUAGAGUUAGCAAACUGUACAUGGAUGUUUCUUUAGAGGUACAAGGGACAGUAUUUCUGGCUAAUUUGAUGGAGCUUCCGUUUGGGGAGUUCGAUAUGAUAUUGGGGAUGGACUGGUUGGUCAAGCAUCGUGUCAGUUUGGACUGUACGACUAAGAGGGUUGUAUUGAGAACUGAAGGGGGUAAUGAAGUAGUUGUGAUUGGGGAACGUCAGAAUUACUUGGCUAACGUGAUCUCUGUACUGGUAGCUGAAAAACUUGUUCGCAAGAGAUGUGAGGCGUAUUUGGCCUACGUAAGCGUUUCCGCUUCGGAGGACUCUAUUGUUAAGGACAUCAAAACUGUGAGGGAUUUUUUAGACAUCUUUCCUAAGGAGCUACCGGGUUUACCUCCGAAUCAGAAAGUGGAGUUUGGGAUUGAGCUUCUCCCUGGUACAGCCUAG